AUCCGGCUUUGCUAGUCUCCUCCCUCCCGCAGAAGAGAGCCGGGGACUCCGUGACAACAACAGCCAGUCAGUCCAUGGCUGCUUGCGACACCAGACCGCGCCUGCUCGGCCCAUCGACUCCCGCACAUUUAACACGAAUGACGGAAAGGUGGCAACCGGUCCAAUGAAAUGAGCCGCAGAACUUCUGACCCACCCUGUAGAACCAACAGCACUGUGGUUUUGCUGUCCACCUGAAAAUGACUCAAAGAAAUGGAACCCGAGCAACAGUCAAUCGUCUGCUGCAACCGGAAGACGACGCGGUCACUAAUGGCCUCGAGCUCAGGAACGGCAGUGACGUGAGGGAGACCGACGAGGAGGCGGGACAAAGUGGGACGACCCAAGUGGAGGAAGCUCCAGAUGGCGGCUGGGGGUGGGUGGUGCUGGUCGCCACUAUCAUUGUCCUGGCGCUGACACUGGCAUUCCCGUCCUGUGUGGGGAUCUUCUACACUGACCUUCAGAAUGAGUUCCAGGCCUCCAAUAGUGAGACGUCCUGGGUUCCAUCCAUCAUGACGUCAGUGCUGCACGCUGGAGGUCCAUUCUGCAGCGUACUAGUGGAAAGACUUGGUUGCCGGGCAACCGUGAUGGUGGGCGGAGUCCUGAGUGGACUUGGGAUGGCAGCCAGCUCCUUCACACGCUCCAUUACUGAAUUGUACAUCACAGCAGGGGUCAUCACCGGUUUGGGCUUCUGCUUCAGUUUCCAGCCAGCGGUGACCAUCCUGGGGCACUACUUUGUUCGGCGCCGUGCGUUCGCCAAUGCAAUGUCGUCCACCGGCACAGCGCUUGGUCUGUGCGUGCUGCCAUUUCUGGGCAACUUCCUGCACACUGAGCUCGGCUGGAGGGGCAGCUUCCUGGUUUUGGGCGCCGUACUGCUCAACUGCUGCGUGUGCGGUGCUUUGAUGAGGCCAGUACAGAAACGAAGGCCUCAAGGUCAGCCACUGCUGAACCACCAACCACAGCCAGACAAGGACAACCUGGAGGGUCUGAAGUGGUGGAAGAAGCUCUGGGGUCACCUGCUGUUGUCUCUGAGCAAACACAUGGCUUUCGACCAGCUGUGCCACAAUCCUCGCUACUGUGUCUACGCCAUGGGAAUCACCUGGAUGAUGCUCGGGUUCGUUGUGCCGCUCAUCUACCUGGUUCCUUACGCCACCGCCUACAACAUGGAACCUGGCCGCGCCGCUAUGCUGCUGUCCAUCCUGGGCGUGGUCAACAUCAUAGUGCGACCACCCAUCGGCAUCGUCUUCAACCUGUCCUGGUUCAAGGGUCGCCACGUUUACGUCUUUGCCUCCGCCCUGCUGGUCAACGGGUUGAGCAACAGCAUUUGCUGCCUGGGCGCUGACUUCGCCACCCUGGUGUCCUACGUGACCAUCUACGGUCUGUCCAUGAGCGUGGUGGGCUCGCUGAUGUUCACCGUUCUGAUGGAGGUCGUGGAGAUGAGCCGUUUCCCUUCAGCACUUGGACUCCUUGCCAUCAUGGAGAGCGUCACGUUGCUCAUCGGGCCGCCUCUGGCAGGAGUCCUGGUGGACAGAACUGGUCACUACUACCCCGUCUUCGCGGCCUGCAGUGUAGUUGUAGCCUCAGCUGCCGUCUUUCUCUUGGCGUCGUUCUGCUGGCUGGACAAAAGAGACCAAAGAUUGGCUAGUCAGACUUCAGCGGGCACAAUAGCCCAUCCACUUGAUCCUCCGGCUCUUGACCUGAUCCAAAUCACGGGAGACAAAACACCCGCCAACAAAGAUGAGGUCAUCACGAGUGGCUGAUGCUGGUUCUGACCAUGAGGAUAUCUGGAGUCUUCAGCUGCAUUCAAGUUCAUCAUUCACCAAAAACACGUGUGCACCUCUCAUAUCGAUCAAAACUACAGUUCUUCAAAGCACUAGUGACUUCCUCUCAAGCACAACAUAUGAAGAUCACUAAAAAAAAACUUUUGCUGGAUUUUAACUGAAAACCCCAAAUUCAACUAUUAUUUUAACUGCUUAUGGAGAGCAAUACUGCUGUUUUUAAACAAUUUUUUUAAGUAAAGCAAUUUGUCCAACAUAUAUAUAUAUAUAUAUAUAUAUAUAUAUUUUUUUUUUUUUUUUCCUUUGUUGGGGAUGUUUACUUUUUAAUAAAAGCCGGGUUCUCCCUCAGAUUUUUUCCUGGAGAGUGCAUUGUUCAUCUGCAACUGCAGCUAUAAAAGGGCGAAUUUGUGGUUUCACAGACCGGAGCGAGUCACUCUUCACAUGUUGACAAAUGCUGCUGGGAAAUUCCUAGGGGCCCUAAGCUGUUCAAGACUUGGAGAGAACGCUGAGAGGUGGUAGAUAUUGAUCUGAAAUAUAUAAAAUUGAAAUGUACUAAUUUUAAGUGAGUGACUAAAUCAGAAAUCCGCAAUUGAUCGUUCAGCAAGUAACCUAAUGGACAUCGUCUUUGAUCAAAAUAACUGCUGAACCAGCAUUUUUACUUGGUCUCCAUGGUAAAUUAGUGUUUAGAUGUUUACUCAGGAGCAUAUUCUAAUUACAAUCAUGUCUGAUUGUUACCAGAUUGUCAAGUUUAUUAUAUAUAUUUUUUAAAUAGAUGGAACUGUUUGUGGCAGUUAGCUUCUUUAUGAUAUUGGAAUUCCUCCGCAACCGAUGGAAAGUAUUAACAUAAGAAUUGAUGCAGAAUUCGAGCCAGCUCACGUAUGAAAUCGCUGCAAAUUAAAAACAACUAUUGAUACACACGGCUUGUAGUUGGACUUGUGCUUGUCACUAUUUUCUGCACAGGUCUGUUUGUCAUUACCAGUUAUUCAUCAUACAGUCUUCUGUGUAUUUUUUCAGGGAUUACAUCUUGAACUGAUUCCUGCUCUACUGUCUUAAUUCUAUACCGUCAUCACUUGUUUGAGGUCACAACAUGAAGCCUAUCGUGUCCAGUGACUUUUUCAUGACAAAUUUGACUGAAAAUGGUGGCUUUAUUUUCACAUUUGAUCACACCAGUGCCUUUGUAUUGAACAGCCACGUGUCAACCUCACUCUGGAUCAGGGAGUCUGCCUCUGUGCUUGCUUACCUACAAUCACAGCUUUUAAAUGGCACAGCUGAAGGAGAUUUCCUCAUGCUCGCACCUCUUUUGAGACAAAUAUCUUAUUUAUUAUUUAUGCAAAAUGCAAGA
Synchiropus splendidus (mandarinfish) is the source of this 3153-nucleotide messenger RNA. It is a transcript of the gene slc16a5a, whose product is annotated as solute carrier family 16 member 5a. The record is from RefSeq and is a predicted model, not a curated record. Gene Ontology annotation, biological process: transmembrane transport; monocarboxylic acid transport. Bases 237 to 1793 code for a protein of 518 amino acids. Gene Ontology annotation, molecular function: monocarboxylic acid transmembrane transporter activity. The transcript is spliced from 5 exons. Lineage: Eukaryota; Metazoa; Chordata; Actinopteri; Syngnathiformes; Callionymidae.